Penicillium brasilianum is the source of this 2213-nucleotide messenger RNA. The record is from the annotation of a GenBank genome assembly. Lineage: Eukaryota; Fungi; Ascomycota; Eurotiomycetes; Eurotiales; Aspergillaceae.
GACUCGCCUAAGAAAUCCUAAAACGGAAUUCGAGCAUGCUUUCUCGUGUCGCACGAAUAAUUGGAAAAAAAAAAAAAAAAAAAAAAGAGAAACAAAGCAACUUUCCACCCUGAGUUUCUGAUGUCCCCAAUUCCUGGAACUCGCCCGAAGACCCUGGGCCUGAGGGUUGAUAACUCGGAGGAAAAAGUAGGGAUGAAUCGAAUCCGAAGAUGCCUCGAGUCCUGAAUCUCUCAUGAUGAUCUGCAUUCCAAAGGCAACUGCCAUAGAUCUGUGUCAACAAGCUCUUGCCCUCCCUUGCGUCCUGAUUCCCAUUCCUCCUUGCUUGUCACGCAGCCCUUCCAGCCCAGCACCGACAUUUCACAGCCUAUUCUGCAUGGCACCGCAAGCCCGGCCCUUGGCUGGCGCUUUGCUGACUCCCCCGAGAGCUUUGACUUUAUUCACGUUCACCGACUGCGAUAAAAUGAUCGCCUUGAUUGGAGCCUGGCCUGGUCUAGUCUGAGCAAACAAAGACAACAGACAGCCGAUGACAUCGCUCGGUCAUGGCUUUUCAAAUGAUGCUUCUAAUUAGUCUUGAAUUUUGACUUCUUCUUCUUCUUCUUUGCACAUAUUGAGUCACCUAUGGCAGACUUUCCUCUUCCCUCUACAGACCUCAAGUCAAGUUGACCUAGGGAGUGACUCUCCCUCCUUCCGCCAGGAUGGGAGACGUUUCGCCGACUCCACAUCAGCUUUUGGUAGAAGCUAUUGUCUUUUGGAGUAUAGCAGUCGUCAUAUAUGUCGGCAGGAUGAUCUCGCGAACAAUUGCAGGUGGAUCAGUCAAACGUUUAUUCUGGGACGAUUAUGUUAUGACAGCUACUUUUAUAAUAUACACCACCCUGCUCAUUCUCAUUCAAAUUUCCGCACGUUAUGCCACGAAUCUCAUGGACCCCGAUGAUUAUGCCGAAGUAUUGUCAGACCCACAGCAAGUCCGCGAUCGCAUCUACGGAAGCAAGAUCGUAAUCGGCUUGGAACAGUGCAUGCUGGUAUCGACAUGGGGCGUGAAGACAUGCAUGUUGAUUUUAUACUGGAGGAUUACGCAGAACCUCCGCUCCAACUUGUACAUCAAAAUACUCUGUGUGUAUGUGGCACUCGGCUUCGUCGUCAUCAUGAUCACCUACUACGGAGUGUAUUGUCGGCCAUUCAGCCAAUACUGGGCGAUGCCAGUUCAAAACAUGCAGUGUGCGACCUACCAGUAUUACUCGAUCACGCAAGCAGUUUUCAACAUCUCAUCGGACGCAAUGAUGUUCGCCGUUCCCAUUCCACUCCUCGUCAAAGCCCAGCUCAAGCGACGCCGGAAGGUCUUGCUUCUAGGUGUCAUGAGUCUGGGCCUGUUUACCAUAAUCGCGGCGAUCCUCAACAAGUAUUUCAAUUUCGCCUCUCCUCUCACAACCACCUAUCAAAUCUGGUACAUCCGUGAAGCAAGUACCGCGAUCUACGUCGCGAACUUGAUGUGUUGGUGGCCUCUAUUGCGAAAAUUGUUCGGACUCAAGGCCUUCUCGUACAACAGCAACCGCGGGAACAGAGCGCGGAAUCCCAACAAUCAGAACAAGGACGCCAGUGGCUAUUCCGAAGGUUCCCGAUCUCGACCCUCCGUUUCCCUUCCCUGUCCAUUGAAGUUCAUGCCAGGCUUCCGCCAUGCGGGCCAGAACGCUCAUACAGGGGGACAGAGGGAUACGGACCGCUCUAGCCAGGAGGCCAUUACACACGCUUCGAAUGACUACAUGGAGGAGAUUCAUCGAAUUGAUGCCGUUGCACUGGAAGACUGGAGUGGAAAGGGCAGACGGGAUUUUGACAUUGAACACCAAAAAGGGACUAGUCAGGAUUCCAUUACGGUGUUCGAGACGGAUCAAUCAAAGAGCUCCUCUCGACAGGACCACGUUCACAAAGUGACAUGAAAUGAUGUUGUUAUUGGUGUAUAGGACUGUCUUAUCUACCGGCGUUUGGUAGAACUUUUUCUCGUCUACAUCUCUUCUUUCUUGAUCGAUUGUCGGACAUUUCUAUUGUUCGAUACCCUCCUAGGGUGUAUUGACUCCAUCAACCCCUUUCUAUUGACUGUUCAAAUAGAACCAAAGGGAUAUACCCUGGCCACACAUGUUAAUUAUUGAUUUCGAACCCAAUUUUAUGGAGUUCACUUUUUAUAAGGUAGAUAGAAACAAUACUAAGUAGUCAUGGUUGCA